Molecule: messenger RNA, 2906 nt
Organism: Medicago truncatula (barrel medic)
Lineage: Eukaryota; Viridiplantae; Streptophyta; Magnoliopsida; Fabales; Fabaceae
Product: probable disease resistance protein At5g66900
Exons: 6
Coding region: 199-2661 (820 amino acids)
Molecular function (GO): ADP binding
Source: RefSeq, a predicted model, not a curated record
AAACGUGAACGCGGAACUAGUACGACAAAACCAAGAAACUACAACGAAAUGUAGGCAAAGGUAAAGUGGGGUAAAAUGAAGACCAAAAAUCACAAUCUCUAUCUAUAAAUAACUUGAGUUGAUGAGUUUUUUUUUUCUCAAAACAUACAUUUGUUUGAUUCCACAAAAACAACAAAACACAUUAUUACUUGCACAGUUAUGGGUGAUCUAGUGGGUGGAGCUGUCGUUGGAGCUGUGGUGGGAGAGGCUCUGAAAUACCCAAUUGAAGCAUUCAACAGAGGUCGAAAGUACCCUUCCACUCUCGAAAGAGGCAGAAAAACUUGCAAUGCUUUGGCUCCUCUGGUUGAAGAGAUAAUUGUUUGCAACGAUUCGUUGGGUCGACCAAGUGAAGAUACAGAAAUAGUAGAGACUAUCACAGGAGAGCUCACAGAUCUUGUAAGAAAAAGCAAGAAGCCUACUUUCAAGAAUUGUUUGUCUUGUCCAGCUCAACAAGAAAAGCUUCAGAAGAAACUUGAUGCUCUUGACUGGCAUUCGUCUGUUGUUGUUCCAUUUGAGAAUAAAAGGGAUUUGAUGAAGCUGUUGGUUCUUGCGGAAAAGAUUCAUGGGAAUCAAAUAAGGUUUUGGUGUGGUGCUCCUCAAGUUCCUGAAUUUACUGGAAGGCUUGACCUUUUCACUGAGUUGAAGAUUGAGUUGCUCAAGUAUGGUGUUUCUGUGUUUCUUUUGACUGGUUUGGGUGCUUCUGUUAAACCCACUCUUCAAAUGAACCUUUCUUGGGAUCCACAAAUCCAAGCCAAAUUUCGUGGAAACAUCUUCGUUGUUACCGUCUCAAGAACUCCCAAUUUGAAGUACAUUGUACAAACACUGUUUGCUCGCUGUGGACUUUGGAUGCCUGAGUUUCAAAGUGAUGAAGAUGCAAUUAACGAAUUGGGACUUCUAUUUUGGAAAAUUAGUAUAUAUCCAAUAUUAUUAGUCUUGGAUGAUGUUUGGCCUGGCUCAGAAAGCCUUGUGGAGAAGUUCAAAUUUAAAUUGCCAGAUUAUAAGAUUUUGGUGACUUCAAGGGUUGGAUUUAGAAGAUUUGACACCCUGUGCCAGUUGAGUCCACUUGAUCAUGAUCCUGCAGUGUCCCUUUUCUGUCACUAUGCUAAAUUGAAUCACAGCAGCUCAUACAUGCUGGAUAGAGAUCUUGUUGAUGAGAUAGUGGAAGCUUGUAAGGGUUCACCGUUGGUGCUAAAGGUCAUUGCUGGAUCACUUCGUAAUCAGCCUUUUGAGAAGUGGCUAGAUAUGAAGAAACGUUUAAAUAGUCAAUCCAUUCUUGAUUCUAAUAGUACUGACUUGCUUUGUCGCCUUCAACAAAGUUUGGAUAUGUUGGAGGAUAUCAAUGAGAAGGAGUGCUUCCUGGAUAUGGGACUAUUUCCUGAAGACCAGAGGAUCCCUGUUACUGUCCUCAUUGAUAUAUGGGCAGAAAUGUAUGACCUAGAUGAAGAUGGUAUUAAAGCGAUGGUCAUCAUCCACGAUUUAAUUACCAGGAAUUUUAUUAAUGUCAUAGCUACAAGGCAAGUUGCAACAAAAACAGACAUGUACUACAAUAACCACUAUGUCAUGCUGCAUGAUCUCCUUAGAGAAUUAGCAAUCCAUCAAAGCAAAGGGGAACCAUUUGAACAGAGAAAAAGACUGAUCAUUGACUUAAAGGGAGAUACUCGUCCUGAUUGGUGGGUUGUACCGAAUCAGCAAGGAAUCAUUAGUAAUUGGUACUCAUUCAUUACCGGAAUGUUGGUAAAACAGAAACAACUAAAGGUUGCUGCCCGGAUAUUGUGUAUAUCAACUGAUGAAAUUUUUUCUUCGGAUUGGUGUGAUAUGCAACCUGACAAGGCUGAGGUUCUGGUUUUGAAUCUUCGAUCUGACCAGUACUCAUUGCCGGAUUUCACAAAGAAAAUGAGGAAACUGAAAGUUUUGAUAGUCACAAAUUAUGGUUUCAGUCGUUCUGAAUUAACCAAGUUUGAGCUACUUGGUUCUUUAUCAAACUUGAAAAGAAUAAGGUUGGAGAAAGUUUCAGUCCCUUGCCUAUGCAUAUUGAAGAAUCUGCGAAAGUUAUCCCUUCAUAUGUGCAGUACAAAUAAUGCUUUUGAAAGCUGUUCUAUCCAAAUUUCAGAUGCUAUGCCAAAUCUAGUGGAGUUGAGCAUUGACUAUUGUAACGAUUUGAUUAAACUGCCUGGUGAAUUUUGUAAAAUUACCACAUUGAAGAAGCUCAGUAUCACAAACUGCCACAAGUUUUCUGCAAUGCCUCAAGAUAUUGGGAAGUUGGUGAAUUUGGAAGUGCUAAGGCUUUGUUCCUGUUCUGAUUUAAAAGAGAUUCCAGAAUCCGUUGCAGACCUUAACAAACUACGUUGUCUCGACAUCUCAGACUGUGUGACUCUUCACAUAUUACCAAAUAAUAUUGGGAACUUGCAAAAGCUUGAGAAGCUCUACAUGAAGGGUUGCUCAAACUUGAGUGAGUUGCCUGAUUCUGUGAUCAAUUUUGGAAACUUAAAGCAUGAAAUGCAAGUGAUCUGUGAUGAAGAAGGUUCUGCCUUAUGGGAACAUCUUUCCAACAUUCCAAAGCUAAAGAUAUAUAUGCCUAAAGUAGAGCAUAACUUAAUUUGGCUUCAUGGAAUUCGUUCCUGAGUAUUGUUUCAUGAAGAAAAAGUGACUUGAAGUCGUGCUGAAACUUGUAAACUUGUGUAUGUUUUCCUGUUACAAAAAUCUUGUCCAUACUGUAGUGAACAAAGUAUGAGUUUGUGUUGGACAAAAAGAUCACUCCAUUUGUAUAUUAUUCUGGAAUAAAAACAAUGUUUUCCCAUUCGUUUGAAGAGAAAAUAGGAUCCGAGUGCAGCCUUUUUGAGCAAGGAUUGUACAUCAUUAAGGAUUAA